AUGGUGGUUGGGUGUGUUCAUGGUGUGGUUGAUGGUGUGGUUGAUGGUGUGGUUCAUGGUGUGGUUGAUGGUGUGGUUGAUGGUUGGUUCGGUGUGGUUCAUGGUGUGGUUGAUGGUGUGGUUGAUGGUGUGGUUGAUGGUGUGGUUCAUGGUGUGGUUGAUGGUGUGGUUGAUGGUGUGGUUGAUGGUGUGGUUGAUGGUGUGUUUCACGGUGUGGUUGAUGGUGUGUUUCACGGUGUGGUUGAUGGUGUGUUUCACGGUGUGGUUGAUGGUGUGGUUCAUGGUGUGUUUCAUGGUGUGGUUGAUGGUGUGGUUGAUGGUGUGGUUGAUGGUGUGGUUGAUGGUGUGUGGUUGAUGGUGUGUGUUGAUGGUGUGGUUGAUGGUGUGGUUGAUGGUGUGGUUGAUGGUGUGGUUGAUGGUGUGGUGGUGUGGUGGUUGAUGGUGUGGUUGAUGGUGUGGUUGAUGGUGUGGUUGAUGGUGUGGUUCAUGGUGUGGUUGAUGGUGUGGUUCAUGGUGUGGUUCAUGGUGUGGUUGAUGGUGUGGUUCAUGGUGUGGUUGAUGGUGUGGUUGAUGGUGUGGUUGAUGGUGUGGUUGAUGGUGUUGUUCUGGUGUGAUGGUGUGGUUGAUGGUGUGGUUGAUGGUGUGGUUCACGGUGUGGUUGGUAUGGUGUGGUUCAUGGUGUGGUUGAUGGUGUGGUUGAUGGUGUGGUUGAUGGUGUGGUUCAUGGUGUGGUUGAUGGUGUGGUUCAUGGUGUGGUUCAUGGUGUGGUUCAUGGUGUGGUUGAUGGUGUGGUUGAUGGUGUGUGUUCAUGGUGUGGUUCAUGGUGUGGUUGAUGGUGUGGUUCGAUGGUGUGGUUGA
Molecule: messenger RNA, 858 nt
Organism: Knipowitschia caucasica
Lineage: Eukaryota; Metazoa; Chordata; Actinopteri; Gobiiformes; Gobiidae
Source: the annotation of a GenBank genome assembly